CUUCUCUAAACUUUGACCUUCAGAGUACAAGCCUCGUUGUUCUAUUCCAAUUAUUUUAUGAGUUCAGUCAUACGCAAAAAAGUGGUUGUGGUUGGCGAUGGUGCGUGUGGAAAAACUUGUUUGCUAACUGUCUUCUGUAAAGGAGAAUUUCCUAACGUAUAUAUUCCAACAAUAUUUGAAAGUUUUGUUUCGGAUGUACAAGUUGAGAAUAAAAAUGUUGAGCUUGCUCUUUGGGAUACAGCCGGACAAGAGGACUAUGACAGGUUGCGGACAGUAUCGUAUCCCGACACAGAUGUGGUAGUACUUUGCUUCAGCGUAGACAGUCCUGAUAGCUUGGAAAAUGUGGAGGAAAAGUGGAUGCCUGAAAUAAAAACCUUUUUACCAGGUAUUCCUGUAAUACUUGUAGCAAACAAAAAGGAUCUGAGAGAUGACGAUGUAACUAAGCGAGAACUUUGCAAGAUGAAACAGCAAACUGUUUCCUAUGAUCAAGGUAAAUACAUGGCACAGAAAAUCCACGCCGAGGCAUACGUUGAAUGCUCAGGUAAUUUGUAGCAUACGCAGCAUUUUCUUCAGCAAAAAACAAGGAUGGUGUUAGAGAUGUGUUUGAGACUGCUGCUAAGAUAGCCCUACGCAACAAAACGAAAAAGCAUCGAUGCCUUAUUACAUGAAUUAUUCGUGAAUAAACGCCAAGAAUUGCGAUGAAAGCUUUAUGAAGCCAAUAUCUGUUGCCACAACCUUCGUAUUAUUUCACUUACAGUGAUUGUGUGAAAACAUAUUGUACAUACUAAUAAGAAGUCAUUUGAGCACCAAAAGCUUUGUGCUCUUUAGUUUUCUGAUUUAACCUUUGUGCUACUUAAGUAAGAGGAUAUAAAUGUCCCGUAAUAAACUGGAAGUAACAGUUAUGACUACUUGAUGUUGG
This is a messenger RNA of Heterobilharzia americana, 919 nucleotides long. Lineage: Eukaryota; Metazoa; Platyhelminthes; Trematoda; Strigeidida; Schistosomatidae. The record is from the annotation of a GenBank genome assembly.